Messenger RNA from Megalopta genalis, 3983 nucleotides. RefSeq names its product carbohydrate sulfotransferase 4. NCBI's taxonomy places the organism in Eukaryota, Metazoa, Arthropoda, Insecta, Hymenoptera, Halictidae. Gene Ontology annotation, biological process: sulfur compound metabolic process; N-acetylglucosamine metabolic process. The record is from RefSeq and is a predicted model, not a curated record. Gene Ontology annotation, molecular function: N-acetylglucosamine 6-O-sulfotransferase activity.
GUUUUUCAUUUUAUUAUUCUUCGAACUAUUUCUUUCACUAGUUCGUCAUGUAAACAGCUAAAUGAACGCGGUUUUCCAUUAAUUAUUCAGCAUUGGAAGACUAUCCGGGGCAUCCUCGCCGUCUUCCAUCAACGUUCCCAAUUUGUUGAACAUCCCUUAAACAACGUUAUACACAAAUUUUACGGUGAUUCCACCGAAUGAAAACGCGACAAGAUCAUUUCCUGAAUCAGCCUUAUCAAGAAUCGCUACGAAAAUGCUAGAACAGCAAAAAAACCGGAAACGCACCAGUGCGUAGAUUAUUCUUGAAUACGUAAUCUGUGAUUGUGGCGGUGGUAUCGUAUUUGCAGAGGACGGCGAGGAGUCGUCGUUACGCUGACGAUGAAAAUUCCUGGCGACAGGAAUUGACAAUGUAACCGCCAUCAUUUCGCGGGGCUGUCACGGCGACGAUCGAUUCGCCCGAGGCGACGGGCGGCAUCGACGGAAAUUUUGCAACGCGAUCAAUUAAUCAUAGAUCUUGAUGCGUCGAGCGUCCGUCGGCGGAUCCUGAGGUUGUCGCUCGCGGGCACUCGGCUUCGCCUCGCUAAUUAGAACAUCGUGAUCACGGCGUGGCCAGUUGCAGUCUCCGAGUGGGUGCGUUUCGGCGUUGCAUAGUGUGCACGGUGCACGCGAUGGGUCCCAUGCACUUGCACACAUGAGGUGCAGCCGCGAGUCGUGUGGUGGCCGCCUCAGCUGCAAUACGCCUCCCUGCGUCACUGGAUCAUCAUGAUCGGCGUACAAUGCUCGCACAUUUCCCCGCGUCGCUUUAAAAUGCCACGAAAAACGUGAGAGAGAUAUAUAUCCGCAGCCACACGGAAAUCUUCCACACAGGACCUCCAAAUGCGACGAACUGCUCGAUCCUGAGGACCAAGGAUGUCAAAACUGCUCAGCUUCUAUGGUCUGGUAGGCCUGGCGUCCCUUUGCAUCUUCUUCUUAGCAUUUAACCAACGCUACAGCAGCUACCUCAGCCAUCGACUGCAGCCGGUAAUAUCGGAUGUUGAAAUAAGGCCCCGCCUCGUCAAAAUUCAAGAACCAGUAACGACAUAUCUUAGGGGUUCCAUGGAAAAUGUCACGCUUUCUGGGAUACAGGAAGUCGUGGACCAACAACGGAAAGCGAUCCAAAGAGAAAUGGAGGACUAUAAGUACCCUAAUGGAAAAUACAGUGUUAACGCUAGCAAAUUGGAGGAUCUAGUAAUGGAGAAGGGUGGAAGACCAAUGAGGAGCGUGAUUCUAACAAGCUGGAGAAGUGGAAGCACAUUUCUUGGCGACGUGGUGAACGCACAUCCAGCUAACUUUUACCAUUAUGAACCGUUACUCGACUUUGGAAUCGUGCAAAUUCGAGGACCUCCGCUUGCAGACGAGGCUCUCCGGAAUCUCGAAUCUUUGCUCAGAUGUGAUUUCCAUAAUCUUGAUCGGUAUCUGGACUAUGGUAAAACGCAUCCUUGGGUCUUCAAUCAUAACACACAUUUGUGGAGGCAGUGUCAGGCACACAAGAAGAUUUGCUGGGAUCCACGUUUCGUUUCCAAGUUUUGUAAACUAUUCCCCUUUCAGUCAAUGAAAAUUGUUCGUCUGAGGUUGCGUGCGGCGGAAAAGCUUUUAGAACAAGAAGAUUUAGGAAUACGAUUAGUUUUGUUGGUUCGCGAUCCAAGGGGCAUCUUGCAAUCGCGAAAGCACCGGGAAUGGUGUCCGACGAAACCAGAUUGCUCGGAUCCGGCAUUAGUAUGCGCCGACAUGGUGUCUGAUUUCAGCGUGGCAGCACGAUUAAUUAAAAAAUAUCCACGUACUUUCAGGGUAGUACGUUAUGAAGACUUAUCCGUGGACCCCUACAGACACGUGAAAGAGCUAUACAAUUUUUAUGGUUUGGACUUUCAUAUAAAUGUAAAAAGAUUUUUGGAUACUCAUACAAAGAACGACGUCGGCGGUGUAUCGAGCACGUUCCGCAAUUCUAAGGUCGCGCCGUUCCAUUGGCGGAGUGAUUUAGACUUCGAGGAGGUGGACGAAAUUCAAAGAGUAUGUGCAGAAGCCAUGCAGUUAUGGGGCUAUGUAAUUGCCUCGAACUCCACUCAUCAAAAGGAGUUCGACCCUCUCACCGAUUACCGUUUGCAAUUGUGACAUCGAUCGGUUUGGUAGCUGCAAAUAUCACAGGCGGAGAACAGUAUUUUAUCUGCUCUAUCGUAUAAGAUACCGAGAAUUAUCACAAGUGCCGUAAUUCACAUUGAAAUGGGAAAGGUACUGACUCCUUCUGUACUUUGAUUAGGGCUCUUACUAUGAUGACUUUGAAUCACUUGGGAUGUUCGGAUAGUAAGAGCUCUAAACUUAAGUAGAUAAAUAUCUCUCUUUGUUGAUCUUUUGUCGAGAUUGGCGAGGUAGCGAAUAAUCGAGCUCGUAAGACCAAUGGUGAAUCUGUUCCUUGAAAGAAUCUAAGAGGACGCGCAAGUGCUCUUCAAGCUUGUUGCACAACUAUGAAAUUUGAUCAGAUCUAGAAUUUUUUUAGACCAGAGUGUUAGGCGCCGAAGACCGAACACGAAAGUUCCUAAGACCCUGGGGCGUGCAACAAGAAAAAUAUCCAUAUCAGCGCAAGCAUCAUGUGAACCAUUAAUCGUGCGACACUUUCCUAGAUUUCAAAGUUUAACGAUAAUUCUCGAAAUGCAUAGUAAUGGUGAUGGGUUUCGAACCUUAUUUUUCACCGUGAUCUUAUUGACAAGACAGUGUCACAUGUAGAAUUAUCUCACGAACGGUUUUCCUGGUUUUCUAUCGAAAUUUCUAAUCAGGGAAACGACGCAUGUGCACUUUCUCCAAAAACCUACAUCCACGCCAUGAAUAUAGAAAAAAAAAGGAAAUCGGCCACUCAUUUUUUGGGUGAAAAUAGUUUCCACUUAACCGGCCUUUAUGCCAAAAACUAGGAAAUUAAAGGAAUCUCUUUUUUUUUUUUUAAAUGUAUAUAACAGAGACCGAUGUGAUCUCGUUCGGUGAUGUACAUGGAAAGAACGUAAAUGUAGCCUAAACCACCAUGACAGCUAUAACAUGACAAGUCUUUGAAGAGCAAUUUACGAGUACACAUCAUUAUUUUAAUUAUUUUUGUUGAACAUAGACGAUAUUCGCUGAACGUACUGUAAAGUUAAUCGUAUGAAUUUUUAAUAAAUUUUAUAUAUUGCAUUUGUAGUAUAUUUCAAGUUUUAAAACUAUAUUUACUUUGCAUAGUUAUUAAUUAAUUAAUAACUCACUUCCGAGAUAUACCCUACGAAAGCAAAGUGUAUUAUAUUAAGUAUUAAUGCUCAAUUUGGGUGGAAAUGUAGUUCUUUACAACAGUUAUAGGCACUUAGAAUUUGUACUUCAAAUCGAAGCUUCGAAAUACGCAAUCUAAAAUUUCGAAUCACCUGUUUCCAUUGAUAAAUUAAUUCUAUUGAAAUAUUUUUAUCAUAAGUUCUUUUCAAGGUAGCAAUGAAUUUGUAAUGAUUGAGUUUUAUUCAGAUUGUAUAUUGGUAUCGACAUAUACAGCUACCAGUGCCAUUUUGUGCAUUAUUACUUUUCGAAUGAACACGACAGUCUAGUCUAGUAGUGUUUAUUACAUUUUAUAGUACCAUUUGAAUGUAUCAUACAUCUUUUAUGAAAUAAAUUUUAAUUUUUCCUAAAUAGUCGCUCAUUCCAUCUUUUUCACGUUCAUCUGAAACAGAAAUUUCAUACAAAACUUACAACACUAUAUGGACACACUUUAUUGUUAUAAACAACAUAACGUUUUUAUUUCAGAUACAACACUGAUAAUCACUGAAAUUUCAUAGCGUAUAUUGUAAAACAUCAUUAAAGAUAAUUAACUAUUUCCGUCCUGUAAAAUUUACAAAAAAAUACUCUACCUAAAUUAGUCCGAGUAUUUUCUUUUGUACCGCUGUGUAAUUUAGUUUGCAAUACAUAUCUGUAAAAAUUGAAAAAUAAAAUAUGUUAAACCAAAA